AUGGAGGACCGGGAGACUGUGCCGGAGACAAGAUUGUCCAGGGCUGUGUAUUCUAGGGAGAAUGUGGCCAAUGCCUGUAACUUGGAUGUGAACAAGCUGGAGAUGGUUCGGACGCUGUUUAUAACGUCGAGCUCCUAUAAGUACAAAGCAUUCCAGGAGUUUUUGGGAGCUCCUGUGCAGAUGAUUAGACUAGACAUUGAGGAGAUCCAGGGAAGCAAGGAAGAGAUUAUCAUUGACAAGCUCCAGAAAGUAAGCCACCUGGUCACGGAGUCCACUUUUGUCUUUGUGGACGACACCAGCAUCCACAUGAGUGGGCUAGGAGGAUUUCCAGGGCAAUAUGCCAAGGAUUUCCUAAAGAUGGGCGCUCCGAGAGUGCUUGAGGUUGCGUCGAAGGUCGGAGGGGAAUGUGUGUACUCCACGAUUAUCGGAGUGGUGCAUAUGCAUAAGGGAAAGAUGGUUACAAGGACAUUUGCAGGAGAGGUACAUGGAAGCAUUAUGCCAAGGGACGGGGUUAAGCCGGAGAUAUUCAGCGAUCUCUUUACUGCAGAGGAAGAUGAGCACGACGAGAUGCCCCAUGGGAUAGCAGGGAUCAAGAUAGGAAGGUAUAGGGCUGUUGAAAAGGUCAAGAGGUACUUGGCCGAGAUUGGGGUAUAUGACAGGAUGUUUGAUCAUUAA
Messenger RNA from Encephalitozoon cuniculi GB-M1, 675 nucleotides. RefSeq lists its product as uncharacterized. The coding region runs from base 1 to 675 and encodes 224 amino acids. Lineage: Eukaryota; Fungi; Microsporidia; Unikaryonidae. Gene Ontology annotation, biological process: nucleoside triphosphate catabolic process. The record is from RefSeq and is marked provisional. Gene Ontology annotation, molecular function: nucleoside triphosphate diphosphatase activity. Gene Ontology annotation, cellular component: cytoplasm. The transcript has a single exon.